AUGACCUCGAUCGUAUCGCUGCCCAUGCGCCGACUCCUCCGCUCCUCGCCGUUAGAUCAGCUCGCGCCGCGCUCCUAUAAGAAUUCGUCGUCACCCUCCUCGAUGGCAACACCAGAUCGCGUCAGUCUAAGCAGCGGCUCGUCGCUCAUUGGCCAGUCGCUCGGCACAGUCGACUCCCCCAGUGGCUCCCCGCGUCGCUCUUUCAGCGCCGAGCGCCCGCCAGUCGCGUCGCGCCACGGGCAGGCGUCGCCCGCGCGGGCGCGCGCCGUGCUACAGUCGCAGUCGGACAGCGAGGGAGGCGCGAAUGGGAACGGGACAGGUGUCCCGCUGCGAGUGGCGUACCAGGGCGUGCCGGGCGCGUACAGCGAGAUGGCGGCGAUGCGUGUGUACCCGGGGUGCUCCCCCGUACCCUGCGACCAGUUCGACGACGCCUUCAAAGCGGUGGAGCAGUGGCUGGUGGGGCGCGCGGUGCUGCCGAUAGAGAACAGCCUUGGGGGGUCGAUCCACCGCAACUACGACCUGCUGCUGCGCCACCGCCUGCACAUCGUGGGCGAGGUGCACCUGCCCGUGCACCACUGCCUGCUCGCGCUGCCCGGCACGCACACCACCCAGCUCACGCGCGUGCUCUCACAUCCCCAGGCGUUGGCGCAGUGCGAGGCGACGCUGAAUGGGUUGGGAGUGGUGCAGGAAGCCGUCUACGACACGGCUGGGGCUGCUCAGAUGGUGGCGAAUCAGAAGAUGGAGGGCGUGGGGGCAGUGGCGAGCACGCGGGCGGCGGAGAUCUACGGCCUUGAGAUCCUGGCGGAGGGCAUUCAGGACGAGGCGGACAACUUCACACGCUUCCUGGCGCUGGCGAGGGACCCCGUGCUGCCCUCCACCGACCGCCCCUUCAAGACGAGCAUAGUGUUCACAUUGGAGAAGGGCGCGGGAGUGCUCUUCAAGGCGCUCUCCGUCUUCGCCCUCCGCGACAUCAACCUUACUAAGAUAGAGUCGCGGCCGCACAGGGACAAGCCGCUCUAUGUGGACUGGUUGGAUCGCUCCUCCCUCGCUGCGCCCGCCAUGCCCCUCUCAGACACCCCUGCCGCCGCCUCUCAAGACAGCAGCGCCAUGGCGUACCAGUCGUUCGACUACCUGUUCUACAUCGACUUCCAGGCAUCCCUCGCCGAGCCCCGCGUGCAGAACGCCAUGCGCCACCUCCAGGUCUGCCCUGCCUCCUCCUGCGCCUCACGCGAUCCCUCCUGGCCUCCUCUCCCUCCUGGCCUCCUCUCCCUCCUGGCCUCCUCUCCCUCCUGGCCUCCUCUCCCUCUCCUCAUUUCCGCCUUCUAUCCCAUGGACGUCAACCCCAUGGACGUCAACCCCAUGGACGUCAACCCCAUGGACGUCAACCCCAUGGACGUCAACCCCAUGGACGUCAACCCCAUGGACGUCAACCCCAUGGACGUCAACCCCAUGGACGUCAACCCCAUGGACGUCAACCCCAUGGACGUCAACCCCAUGGACGUCAACCCCAUGGACGUCAGCCCCAUGGACGUCAACCCCAUGGACGUCAACCCCAUGGACGUCAACCCCAUGGACUACUCCCCUCCGCCCCACCCUCCAGCCUCUGAGGAAGCUCGAGGUGCCUCAGGCCAGACGUGGCUGUUGAUCCCGCUCACUGCACUCACUCUGCGCCCUGCUCACGUGUGUGUCCCCCCCCCACCCCAUCAGGAGAUGGCGCCAUUCCUGCGAGUGCUGGGCAGCUACCCCAUGGACGUCAACCCCAUGGAGCCCCCCUCCUCCUCCACACCCUCACCACCCGCCACCCUCUGA
Molecule: messenger RNA, 1809 nt
Organism: Closterium sp. NIES-65
Lineage: Eukaryota; Viridiplantae; Streptophyta; Zygnematophyceae; Desmidiales; Closteriaceae
Source: the annotation of a GenBank genome assembly